GAAAGUUUAGCAUACCACGACGUCUACCAAGAAGUCAUAUGCAAAUUUGCUGAGAUUUAUUGUACCAUACAGUCAAAAGAAUUGUCAAUAAAAACCACUUGCGGCGCUGAAAGUAGUGUGCUUUGCUCUUUGUUAGAUCAAACAUUGAAGGUAGCGUGCUUGAUCUUUGAGUUGCAUCAGCAAUGGGGGAAGAAAAGCAGAGAGAGCUUCGUGUGGUGAUGUUUCCAUGGCUUGCCCACGGUCACAUAACGCCCUUCGUUGAGCUUGCCAAAAGCCUGGCCACUCAUGGUCUUAAAAUCUUCUUCGUCUCAACCCCACUGAAUAUCAAACGAAUUGAACCUCAAAUAUGCGAUGCACCGGACAUAGAUCUGGUGGAGUUGGCGAUGCCCACCGUGAAAGGGCUGCCUCCAGGUGUAGAGUGCUCCGUCGAUGUUGUCAAGAGAGCAGAAGCGCCACUACUCGUACCUUUACUCAUCACUGCCAUGGACCUUUUGGAGAAGCCCUUCGCAAUGCUGUUGCAAAAGCUGUCACCAGAUUUUGUGAUAUACGACGUGAUGCAGCACUGGGUUCCUCGUGUGGCCAAUCCCAUUCCCACCAUAUUGUUUCUGACAAUGGGAACGGCCGGCUCCAGCUAUUGGGAAGGGGAGCUGGACAUGGCAUCGGGAAACCCAACUGCCGAGGAUCUUACCCUAUCGCCCGCAGGAUUCCCUUCACCCAAUAUUCACUUGACGUUGUUCGAGGCGCGGAGGGCCCAUUUUCAGAUAUAUGAGAAGCAUGCAGGUGACCUUAGCGUCAUCGAGCGUGCCAGCAUUUGCUUGCGGGAGAGUUGGGCGGUGGCAUGCAAUACGUGUUUGGAGUUGGAAGGAGUGUACGUGGAGUAUUUGCAGAGCCUGGUGAAACGGCCAGUCAUCCCUGUUGGGUUACUCAUGCGUGAACUCCCGCCACUCCCCAUUGUUGACAUUUGCUUGCAGUGGCUCGAUAGGCAGCCUGCUGCUUCGGUGGUGGUCUUGUCAUUUGGCAGCGAGUACAAUCUCACCCACAAAGAGCUCGCCCCAAUUGCAAUGGGUCUGCUGGAGACCAGUGUGUCGUUCAUCUGGGUUCUGCCUGCCGGAAUCGACUUGCUGCCAGGCUUCCAAGAUCAGAUCGGGGAAAAGGGAUUGGUGGUGACAAAGUGGGUUCCACAGUUACACAUUUUGAAUCAUCUUUCUACAGGUAUAUUUCUUACUCAUUGUGGGUGGAAUUCAAUGACAGAAGGUUUAAGGUUUGGAGUGCCACUCAUAACUCUUCCGAUGCAAUUUGAACAAGGGUUAAAUGCGAAGCUUGUACAAGAGCUUAAGGUGGGGUGAAAGUGAGAAGAAAUGAAGAGGAUGGAACUUUUACUAAGGAGGAUAUUAUUAAAGCAAUUAGAGUCUUAAUGAUAGAAGAAGAAGGUGCCCAAUUCAAAUCUAAUGUCACAAAGAUAAGUAGUAUGUUGAAUGGCAAUAAUUUUCGAGUUGGUAAAAGAAACUUGAUGAAUUUUGUUUCCAUCCUCAAAACAUUUAACAAAUAAUUAGGUUAAUAUGAUAGCUGUUGUUUCUCGGUA
Cryptomeria japonica (Japanese cedar) is the source of this 1582-nucleotide messenger RNA. Its product is annotated as UDP-glycosyltransferase 91C1. Gene Ontology annotation, molecular function: UDP-glycosyltransferase activity. The coding region runs from base 183 to 1346 and encodes 387 amino acids. The transcript is spliced from 2 exons. NCBI's taxonomy places the organism in Eukaryota, Viridiplantae, Streptophyta, Pinopsida, Cupressales, Cupressaceae. The record is from RefSeq and is a predicted model, not a curated record.